Messenger RNA from Procambarus clarkii (red swamp crayfish), 1584 nucleotides. Lineage: Eukaryota; Metazoa; Arthropoda; Malacostraca; Decapoda; Cambaridae. The record is from RefSeq and is a predicted model, not a curated record.
AUGACGUCCAAGCGAAUCACAGCCUCAUACACCACGUCCAAAGGUGCCAGAGUCACGCUAGGUGAGUACUGCCACCGCCACCGACGCCACCUCUCCCCAACCCCGCCACCGACGCCACCUCUCACCCACCCCGCCACCGACGCCACCUGUCCUCACCCCGCCACCGACGCCACCUCUCACCCACCCCGCCACCGACGCCACCUGUCCUCACCCCGCCACCGACGCCACCUCUCACCCACCCCGCCACCGACGCCACCUCUCACCCACCCCGCCACCGACGCCACCUCUCACCCACCCCGCCACCGACGCCACCGAUCACCCACCCCGCCACCGACGCCACCUGUCCUCACCCCGCCACCGACGCCACCUCUCACCCAUCCCGCCACCGACGCCACCUCUCACCCACUCCGCCACCGACGCCACCUCUCACCCACCCCGCCACCGACGCCACCUGUCCUCACCCCGCCACCGACGCCACCUCUCACCCACCCCGCCACCGACGCCGCCUCUCACCCACCCCGCCACCGACGCCACCUCUCACCCACCCCGCCACCGACGCCGCCUCUCCCCAACCCCGCCACUGACGCCACUCUCACCCACCCGCCACUCACGCCACUCUCACCCACCCGCCACCGACGCCACAGACAAGACGGCGGGGUGGCCGGGGCGGGGAACCUUGGCCUUACCUCCGGCACGCUGCUCUCCGCCAGCCCUCCACCUGGUGCAGGUCUUCACACAAACACUGCCAGACUCCAGAACCAACAUGGUAAACCUUACAGUGUCGUCCUGACAGCUGGGAGGACAGCGUUUCGGAUUCGUAGUCCUGAGGUUCACUCCAAACUACUCCUCAGUCGCCCUCCAAACUACUCCUCAGUCGCACUCCAAACUACUCCUCAGUCGCACUCCAAACUACUCCCCAGUCGCUCUCCAAACUACUCCUCAGUCGCACUCCAAACUACUCCCCAGUCGCUCUCCAAACUACUCCUCAGUCGCACUCCAAACUACUCCCCAGUCGCUCUCCAAACUACUCCUCAGUCGCCCUCCAAACUACUCCUCAGUCGCCCUCCAAACUACUCCUCAGUCGCCCUCCAAACUACUCAUCAGUCGCCCUCCAAACUACUCCUCAGUCGCCCUCCAAACUACUCCCCAGUCGCCCUCCAAACUACUCUCCAGUCACACUCCAAACUACUCCCCAGUCGCCCUCCAAACUACUCCUCAGUCGCACUCCAAACUACUCCCCAGUCGCCCUCCAAACUACUCCCCAGUCGCCCUCCAAACUACUCUCCAGUCACACUCCAAACUACUCCCCAGUCGCCCUCCAAACUACUCUCCAGUCACACUCCAAACUACUCCCCAGUCGCCCUCGAAACUACUCCCCAGUCGCCCUCCAAACUACUCCCCAGUCGCCCUCCAAACUACUCCCCAGUCACACUCCAAACUACUCCUCAGUCGCCCUCCAAUCUCAAGUCUGUCCUCGUCACCUCAAGCACCGCCUCGACUGCACAAGCAACACUUGAGGAGGAGUUAAGUGCUAAUCAUCUCCACAACACAAUCACCACCACUAAUCAUAAUUCUGCCCUAUAA